Messenger RNA from Camellia sinensis, 1269 nucleotides. NCBI's taxonomy places the organism in Eukaryota, Viridiplantae, Streptophyta, Magnoliopsida, Ericales, Theaceae. The record is from RefSeq and is a predicted model, not a curated record.
AAAAAAAUUCUGUUUACCACUCUUGUUUAAUCUCUCUUGAAUUCAACACUUCUUUUUUCUUUGUUUCUGUUUUAUAAAUGUUGAUUAGAACUGUUGAAUUUUAAUUUUUGGAAGUAAUUCAAUAUUUUUUGUUGCAUUUGUGUGACUAGUUAAUAGAACAAGAAUAUAUCUUCUCUUCACAGGGAAAAUGGAGGAUCCUGGCUUCACCCAUCAAUGGCCAAGUAACUCUCUUGCUGAUAUCAACACAGUCUCUAUUAUUGCACCUUCAUUUUGGGAGAAUUCACAUCACUCUUUCUCUCAUCCGAUCUUCGAUCUUGAACCUUCCAUGGAAGUAUCAUCUCAUACCGACAUCAACAGGCCCGUGAAAAUCCUCAAAAUCAACAGUUGGAAUUCCUCUAAUACCGAUCAUGUCUCAAACCCGCCUCAAGCCACUUCUUCUCCCAAUCAAAUUCCAUUUUAUGCUACUCAAGUUGGAACCCUAAAGACUGAAGACCAGGUGUUAUCGUCUGAAAGUAUUAUUACUUUCUCCUCUGAUAUUCUGGAGUCUCAGGGCUCGUUUGGAAACCAAAAUUGUGUGUUCAAGGCUUCUCAAGGUGGUAAGAGGAUUAGCACAAACACUAAACUUUCUAACAAUCAAGAUCACAUUAUGGCUGAGAGGAAGAGGAGAGAGAAGCUCAGUCAACGGUUCAUAGCUUUAUCUGCUAUAGUCCCUGGCCUAAAGAAGAUGGACAAGGCUUCUGUUCUAGGAGAUGCUAUAAAGUACUUGAAACAACUUGAAGAGCGAGUGAAGACACUUGAGGAACAAGUGAGGAAGAAACCGAUUGAAUCAGUAAUCUUUGUGAAAAAACAUGAGGUGUGUGGUGACUCUGAGAUUUCUUCCUCGGAUGAGAAUUUCUCUGGUGGCCCAUAUGAUGAGCCACUCCCCCAGAUUGAAGCAAGAAUUUGUGACAAAGAUGUGCUCAUAAGAGUUCACUGCGAGAAAAGGAAAGGAGUCCUUGAAAAAACAGUAGAGGAAAUUGAGAAGCUAAAUCUAUCAGUUGUCAAUUGCAGUUCCAUGACUUUUGGAAGUGCUGUUCUAGACAUAACCAUUGUUGCUCAGAUAGAUGAGGAAUUCACCAUGCAAGUGAAGGACCUUGUGAAGAAUCUUCAUGCAGCUCUUAAGCUCUUUCUCUGAAAGAAAUCUAACAAUGUUUUUUUUAAUGUUUGUGCAUUGUUUGAAGCUGUAAUAAACUACGUGAAUAAUCUUCAUUUUUUUCCAAAUUUUAGUAA